AUGAAGCAAAGGUUCUCGUCAAUUGACGUUAAGGUCAUCACCCAGGAGCUGGCCGCGGAGCUGGUCAGUCUCCGGGUAUCGAACGUCUACGACCUAUCUUCGCGAAUCUUCCUAUUCAAACUUGCUAAGCCAGACCAUCGCCGCCAACUCAUCGUCGACUCCGGUUUCCGCACUCAUAUCACUCAAUACUCCCGCACAACCGCGACUGCUCCCUCACCCUUCGUGGCUCGAGUACGAAAGUGCCUGAAAUCGCGUCGCAUCACUGCAGUCUCCCAAAUUGGAACUGAUCGCAUUAUCGACAUUACUUUCAGCGAUGGUGCCUACCACAUGUUUCUCGAAUUCUUCGCCGGCGGCAACAUUAUCGUCACAGAUCGCGAGAAUACAAUCAUUGCGCUGUUUCGACAGGUGAAUGCGAGCGAAGGUGACGAGGCUAAGCUGGGAAUCAAAUACGUUGUUACCAACAAACAAAACUAUGACGGCGUUCCCGACAUCACCCCCCAGCGCAUAAUGGAGACGCUAGAGAAGGCGCAGGCAUUAUUCUCCCAAGAUAGCAAUACGAGUAAGAAGAAAAAGAAGAACACUGAUGUAUUGCGCAAGGCUCUGUCGCAGGGCUUCCCCGAAUACCCUCCACUUCUGCUAGAUCACGCUUUUGCUGUUAAGGACCUUGAUCCAGCCCUUCCACUUGAUCAAGUUUUGGGUAAUGAACCUGUUUUGCAGGAUGUACAGGGUGUGUUGGAGGAGGCCCAGCGAGUAUCCGACAGCUUUGCUGUAGGCGACAAACAUUCAGGAUACAUCGUUGCAAAGGAGGACAAACGAGCUCCCUUGGAGGGGGACAGUGCCUCGAAGACUCCUCGUCUUGUUUAUGAGGACUUCCAUCCAUUCAAACCUCGGCAGUUCGAGAAUAAACCGGAGCUCAAGAUCCUGGAGUUCGAAGGAUUCAAUGCAACCGUUGACCAGUAUUUCUCGUCCCUGGAGUCUCAACGACUUGAAUCACGGUUGACGGAUCGAGAGGAGGCUGCCAAACGUAAACUGGAGGCCGUCCGCGAAGAGCACAGGAAGCGAAUCGAUGCGCUCAGCGAUGUACAAGAGAUUCAUAUUCGGAAGGCUGCUGCCAUUGAGGACAACAUGUACCGAGUCCAGGAAGCGAUAGACUCCGUCAAUGGUCUAAUCGCACAAGGAAUGGACUGGGGAGAAAUUGCGCGCCUCAUCGAGAUCGAAAAGACUCGGGGCAAUCCAGUGGCUGGGAUUAUAAAGUUUCCUCUCAAGCUCUACGAGAACACAGUUACUCUGCUUCUCGGUGAAUCCGGCGACAACGAGGCUGAGGAUGAGGAUCCUGAAUCGAGUGAUGAUUCUGACGAGUCUGAUUCUGAUAGCGAGGAGAGAGAGCAGAAAACAAAAGAAUCUACAGAAAAGAUGCUUCCCAUUGACGUUGAUCUCGGUCUUUCACCUUGGGCAAAUGCAAGCAAAUACUAUAAUCAAAAGAAGCAGGCAUCGGAAAAGCAACAAAGAACUGUGCAGUCCUCCACCAAGGCUCUUAAAAGUCAUGAGAAGAAGGUGACAGCCGAUCUAAAGCGAGGCCUGAAGCAGGAGAAAAAAGUCCUGCAUCAAGCUCGCGUUCCCUUUUGGUUUGAGAAAUUUAUCUUCUUCAUCUCGUCCGAAGGCUACUUGGUUCUUGGGGCCCGUGAUGCUAUGCAGAGCGAAACGCUCUACCAUCGGUACUUGAAGAAGGGAGACAUCUUCAUCCACGCAGAUCUGGAGGGUGCUUUGCCUUUUGUGGUCAAAAACCGAGCCGGAAGUACUGAUUCACCCAUUCCUCCAAGUACUCUCUCGCAAGCAGGAAACCUUUGCGUUGCAACUUCAAUCGCAUGGGACUCUAAGGCUGUCAUGGCGGCAUGGUGGGUACAGGCGCACCAGGUAUCUAAGACUUCCAUUGGUGGGGUUUUGCCACCAGGCCAGUUCCAGACUGAGGGAGAAAAGAACUUUUUGGCACCAUCGCAGUUAGUUCUUGGGUUUUCUAUCUUGUUCCAAGUUAGCAAAGAGAGUGUUCGAAACCACAAGCAGCACUUUGGCAUUUCUGGUGUUGAUGGAGAAACUCUCGCCAUAGAGCCCCAAGAAGAAAAUUCUGCUAAGAAAGAGUCCUCAGUGCAGCCUGUUCCUGUUGUGAAUGUUACAGAGAAUAUACAAGAGGCGGAAGAAGUCUCAGAGGAUGCCCGGGAAGAAGACAAAUCUGUAGAUGACGAGGCGGAAGACGACAGGGAUGAACAGGCUACCCACACAAACCCUCUCCAGCAGGGCAAUCCAAAGAGACAAGCUCGACAAGGAACUGGAGUCGAGUCUUCUGAAUCUGACGAAGAGAAUGAGCCACAACUAGAGAAUGUGAAAGGUGAUGAAGAUGACGAAACAACCACAACAAGCCAGGCUGCAGCUACUCCACGGGAUCAGCAGAAUGCCUCAGCUCCUGACCAACAUUCGCGUCAAGAGAAAACCCCAGCGCGUACUCCCAAACCCCGUGGCAAGAAAAAGCGUGCGGCUGCAAAGUACGCUGAUCAAGAUGAAGAAGAUCGAGAGCUUGCUAUCCAACUUCACGGAAUAGGCAACCAAACAGCCAAGGCCGCCCUGGCUGCUGAAGCCAAGCUUCAACGAGAACAAGAAGCCGAAGCACAAAAGCAGCGUCGUCGGGCACAACACGAGCGUGCCGCCGCAGCCGAGAAAAAGCGACAGGCUCUAUUUGCUGAGAAUGGAGGCGAUGAUUAUAACGAAGAAACUGCCGCCGCCGAAGCCGCAGAUCUCAGCUGGAUCCCAGCCCUAAUUGGAACGCCAACCCCGGACGAUGAGAUCCUUGCUGCCAUCCCUGUCUGUGCCCCAUGGGGAGCUCUUGGCCGAUACAAGUACAAAGUCAAGCUGCAACCAGGUGCUGUCAAGAAGGGCAAGGCUGUUAAGGAGAUUAUUGGUCGUUGGGUGUCUGAAACUACUGCAGGCAAGGUCAAGAAGGAUCAUGCUGAGGAUGUCGGAAUCUCUCGCAUCGAUGCGGAACGAAUCCGUGCUCGCGAGGGUGAACUGAUCAAGGAGUGGAAAGAUACUGAGAUCAUUAACACUAUGCCCGUCGGUAAGGUUCGCAUCAUGACCGCUGGUGGUGGUGAUGGAGGCGAUAAAGGCAAGGGCAAGGGAGGUGGUGGUAAAGGUGGCACAAAAGGAGGCAAAGGUGGAAAGAAGAAAUAA
Molecule: messenger RNA, 3219 nt
Organism: Penicillium taxi
Lineage: Eukaryota; Fungi; Ascomycota; Eurotiomycetes; Eurotiales; Aspergillaceae
Product: putative DUF814 domain protein
Exons: 4
Coding region: 1-3219 (1072 amino acids)
Biological process (GO): ribosome-associated ubiquitin-dependent protein catabolic process; rescue of stalled cytosolic ribosome
Cellular component (GO): RQC complex
Molecular function (GO): tRNA binding; ribosomal large subunit binding
Source: RefSeq, a predicted model, not a curated record